Temnothorax curvispinosus is the source of this 896-nucleotide messenger RNA. Its product is annotated as protein bric-a-brac 1-like. The transcript has a single exon. The record is from RefSeq and is a predicted model, not a curated record. Gene Ontology annotation, molecular function: DNA binding. Gene Ontology annotation, cellular component: nucleus. The coding region runs from base 111 to 896 and encodes 261 amino acids. Lineage: Eukaryota; Metazoa; Arthropoda; Insecta; Hymenoptera; Formicidae. Gene Ontology annotation, biological process: regulation of transcription by RNA polymerase II.
UCCUCGGCCCUUUGUGGUGCGAAGCAGAAUUGGACCAGCAUCAUCAGCAGAGUGCCGGCAAUCAGUCUGGCGCCGGUGACGACCUCGAGAUCAAGCCCGGCAUCGCGGAGAUGAUUCGGGAGGAGGAAAGGGCCAAGUUGUUGGAGUCGUCCCACGCUUGGCUCGGCGCCUCCACCUCCAGUAUAGCAGCAGACAGCUACCAGUACCAGCUACAGUCCAUGUGGCAGAAGUGCUGGAACACCAACCAGAGCCUGGUGCACAACCUGCGUUUCCGGGAACGUGGACCCCUCAAGUCCUGGCGGCCGGAGACCAUGGCGGAGGCGAUCUUCAGCGUGCUGAAAGAAGGACUCUCCCUCAGCCAAGCGGCAAGGAAAUACGAUAUCCUCUACCCGACGUUCGUCCUGUACGCGAAUCGAGUGCACAACAUGCUGGGUCCUAGCGCCGACGGCGGGGCCGAUCUGCGCCCGAAGGGACGAGGAAGACCGCAGAGGAUCCUGCUGGGCGUCUGGCCGGACGAGCACAUCCGUGGUGUGAUUCGCGCGGUGGUAUUCCGCGACGGGCACUCGCCCCACAUCGUCAAGGAGGAGCCGACCACGAUGUACCCCAGCCUGGCGAACUACGCGGCCUGCAACGGCCCGGAAAGCGCGGUCAGUCCGGGUGCGGCAGCAGCGGCUGCGGUCGCGGCGGUCGCUCAAGGUUUGCGACACCAGAUGUGCAGCAUGGUGGCAGCGGCGCACUCGCAGCAGCACGACAUGAUGGCGACGAACCUGUCGACGAACCUGUCCACCAGUCUGUCGUCGAAUCUGCAGGCGGCGAUGCAGGCCAGUCAGCACCACAACAACAACAACACGAGCAGCAACGCGAGCGGCAUCCUCGAUCGCGGUUUUCCCUUCUGA